Misgurnus anguillicaudatus (oriental weatherfish) is the source of this 825-nucleotide messenger RNA. RefSeq names its product crystallin, beta B3 (gene crybb3). Gene Ontology annotation, biological process: visual perception; lens development in camera-type eye. Gene Ontology annotation, molecular function: structural constituent of eye lens. Lineage: Eukaryota; Metazoa; Chordata; Actinopteri; Cypriniformes; Cobitidae. The record is from RefSeq and is a predicted model, not a curated record.
AGGACAGAGAGACAGGUUGAGAUGUCGGAGCAUCAGGGAGUUCCAGAUCAGCAGGUGGCUGGGAAAAGUCAAGGAGGUGCAGGAGCCGUGUAUAAGGUCUCCGUGUAUGAAUUCGAAAACUUCCGUGGAAAAAAAGCCGAGCUGUCAGCCGAAUGUAAGGACUUGACUGAGAAGAAUUUGGAUAAAGUUGGAUCGAUUGUGGUUGAAUCUGGACCAUGGGUGGCGUUCGAGCAGAAAGGCUUUGCGGGAGAACAGUUUGUUUUGGAGAAAGGAGAAUAUCCACGCUGGACAACCUGGAGCAACAGUCAGAAGAGCUGCUGUCUGCUCUCCAUCAGACCUCUUAAAGUGGACAGCGUGGACCACAAACUUCAUCUGUUUGAGAACUGCAGCUUUGCUGGGAGAAAGAUGGAAAUUGUGGAUGAUGACAUUCCCAGCUUGUGGGUCCAUGGCUUCCAGGACCGCGUGUCCAGCGCCAAAGCUCUAAACGGAACGUGGGUCGGUUACAUGUACCCCGGAUAUCGCGGCCGUCAGUUUGUGUUUGAACACGGUGACUUUAAACACUGGAACGACUGGGGAGCAACAGAACCGCAGCUGCAGUCCGUCCGGCGUGUACGUGACAUGCAGUGGCACAAACGCGGCUGCUUCAUCAUCCCUGACCCCAAACCCAAACCUAAUCCAAACCCUAAUCCUACACCCGCGCCCCUGUCCCACCCAUGUCAGUAACUGAAGGCCUGGAAAACACACAAGCAAAAGUGACUCCCUCUCGUGUGUGUCUUACAUUGGAAAUAAAGGCCUUGGCCCGAUGGUUUGACCUCUGACCUUUAA